AUGACUGCGAAGGGUUCCUUUGGAACUAACAGUAACAGUUUUCUUCGAAAUACUGCUGAAUGUGUCAACUUAUCCCGUCGACUGCAAGAAAUAUUCAACGGUAGCUCCUGGAUUGGUAACAAACAAUCUAACAAAUUGGAAGCUUCUUUAGAAGGUUGGGAAGCUGUACUCUUAAUGGCUGGCUUCGGCCUUUUUGCUGCUGGGCUUGCUCAAGUUUUCAACAUUCUCCGAAGAUACUUUUAUCAGUCUCAUGACAAUCUAGACACAGCGUUUGACGCAGGUGGGAAAGUGUCCGUCGGGUUGACAGCUACAACAAUAGUGUCUCAGUGGACCUGGGCAGCAACUCUGUUACAGUCAUCGGCCGUGGCAAGCAAGUAUGGGAUCAGUGGUCCCUUCUGGUACGCUUCUGGAGCAACAGUACAGAUCUUAUUAUUUGCUAUGCUGUCAGUGCAGUUGAAGAUUCGAGCUCCAGGAGCAAAGACAUUUCUGCAGCUCAUCAAAGCAAGAUUUGGAACCAAAGCUCAUCUGACAUUCUGUGGUUAUGCUUUUCUUACAAACAUGAUUGUUACCGCCAUGCUUAUGUUAGGUGGAAUAGCUGUUAUGACCACACUAGUUCGCGGGUUUUCUGUGGAGUAUGGAAUGCUAGUUGUAGUAACUGUCAUCGGAACCUACACGUGGAUUGGUGGAUUAGGCGCUACGUUCUAUGUCUCUUAUUUUAAUACCGCUCUGAUCUUUAUCAUAAUGUUAAUCUUUGCUUUUGCUGUUUACAAUUUAGACAACUCUGUUGGAGGACUUCUUGGUUCUACAGAAAAAGUGUAUGAACUAUUGAACUGUGCUGUUGGUCCAGAAGGAAACGAAAACAGGAGUUACCUGACCAUGUUGUCUCAGAAUGGUCUAAUCUUUGGUAUCAUUAAUAUUGUAGGAAACUUUGGAACAGUGUUUGUUGACCAAUCCUACUGGCAGAGUAGUGUGGCAGCUAAGCCUAAAGAUGGUGUAUGGGGUUUUCUGGCUGGUGGACUGGUAUGGUUUGCAGUACCUUUCACCUUUGCGACUACGAUGGGAUUGGCUUAUGUUGCCUUAAGUUCAGCCAACGGAAAACCAUUGUUAGAGCCAAAUCAGGUUGAUCAAGGUCUUGUGCCACCAGUUGUUGCAAGUUUAAUUAUGGGAAGGUUUGGCGAAUUUCUUAUUUUACUUAUGAUUCUAAUGGCUGUGACGUCAACAGGAUCGGCAGAAGUUAUUGCUGUAACGUCCCUUCUCGUCUACGAUGUAUAUCAGUUCUACUUAAAGCCUUUCCGUACCACCACCGACGUGAAUAGCUGUAUUCUGUGUGGAAAGCAGCGAGGACGGUGGGCCAAUCCUCGAGAUAUGUGUAUCUGUGAAAGCAUGACUUUCUGCAAACCUUGCAAAGAAGAUGACAGGUCCAGGAACAACAGCAAAAGACCUGUGAAGCCGAAGUUCAAGUGUAGAACACACGGAGAAUUCCGAGAGUACUACGAAAUUCUAGGAGGCCUGAAGAAUUGGUGCAUGCUUUUGUCUAGCCUCGCCAUAAUCCCUUUGACUGCUGCAUUAAACAUUACUGGUAUCAGCUUGGGCUGGCUUUAUCUUUUCAUGGGCGUCCUUAUUGGAUCUGCUGUAAUUCCCAUCAGUCUAUGUGUAUUUUCUGAAAGACUAACAGGCGCCGCCAUGAUGUCUGGAGCGAUAGGAGGCUCUGUUGUAGGCCUAACAACAUGGAUGUCUAUAGCUUCUCAAUAUGAUGGGGGACUGAGUUCCAUUUCUUUUUUGGAAAACACCGGAAAAGAGCAGAGUAUGUUGUGGGGGAAUGUUGUGUCUAUUUUAUCCGGAGGAAUAAUAACCAUUGUGGUCAGUAUAAUCCAAAACUUUCGGAUGGAUUCGUCCCGAAAGAGUGAAAUUUGGGAGAGUACGAGAGACAUUGACAAUCCACUUUUCCCAUGGACUGAGCUAUAUGCACGAGAACUUAAUGUAACUGGUGCUAACAAACUUGGAAACAGGCCAACGUUAGAAGAGGUAGAAAAAACGUUUCGUAGUGCUAAAUGGAUAGCAAACAUUGGCGCUCUAGUUUUAACCCUAGUGUUGAUUAUCAUCUGGCCUGCUGGAAUGGUGGCUGCAAAUGUUCAGAACCACUCCUCUUUUCGCAAUUGGGUCAGGAUUUCACAAGCAUGGGCUUUUCUGGCAGCUUUGUUCAUCAUAAUUAUACCUGUGUAUAAUGAAAUGAUGACAUUUAAAGAGCAGCGCCGUUUAAAUGCUACCGUAGGUGAUUCGAUAGUGGAGCCGAGGAAAGUACGCGAAGUUUCGGGAAAUCUUGCGACACCUGAAGGAACAAACUUGAAUAAAAGAGGGAGCCAACUAACUCUUAAAGAUAUGGAAAACACUGAAAAGAUAAUUAUUACCAUUCCGGAUGAGGAAAAAAAUGUCAUUCCAAAGGUCCAACCGUUUUUGGUAGAAGAUUCUGAAGAAGAUACCUUGAAUCGGACUUUGAAAUAA
This is a messenger RNA of Limulus polyphemus (Atlantic horseshoe crab), 2502 nucleotides long. RefSeq names its product urea-proton symporter DUR3-like. The record is from RefSeq and is a predicted model, not a curated record. The transcript has 12 exons. Lineage: Eukaryota; Metazoa; Arthropoda; Merostomata; Xiphosura; Limulidae. Bases 1 to 2502 code for a protein of 833 amino acids. Gene Ontology annotation, cellular component: plasma membrane. Gene Ontology annotation, biological process: urea transmembrane transport. Gene Ontology annotation, molecular function: urea transmembrane transporter activity.